AGAAUGAGUCAUGAAUUCACGGAUCGCCCAUUAGUCCCAACACUAGACGGAUCCGCAGAUGUGUUUCUCCCCGAGAUGCUUUCAUGCAUUCGGGCAUCGUGAUACACGGCGAGACGGAAGUGAGAACACAGGCAUCGUGCAGUAGGUGUUGCCGGCCGUGAAGCCUCGUUUUCUGUACAUGGCGCUUGAGCAGAAAGAAGCAGGAAAUCUCCACGGAGCGCUUCUGCAGCCGACAGAGAGGAGCCGAUGAUCGCUCAGCUGAUGGACCUGCUGGAGACGGAGCUCUGCGCGUUGUCAUCGCUCUGAUGCCUGCUCAGUUCAUCGGAUUUCGUGGACCACUGCAUUAGACAUGGGUUUCCUUCAUCAGCUUCAUCUUCUGCUAUGGAAGAACGUUUCUUUAAAGCGCAGAGGGCCGUGGGUGCUGGCCUUUGAGAUCUUCAUCCCUCUGGUCCUCUUCUUCAUCUUGCUGGGUCUGAGACAGAAAAAGCCAGCUAUCCCUGUAAAAGAAGUGUCUUUCUACAGCGCAGCCCCUUUGACUUCAGCGGGCAUCAUUCCGGUUAUGCAGUCCUUGUGUCCGGAUGGCCAGCGAGACGAGUUCGGCUUCCUGCAGUACAAAAACUCCACUGUGACUCAGUUGUUGGAACGGAUUGGGGAGGUGGUGGAGCAGAAUCACUUGUUCAACUCAGAGGGGCCAUCUCUUGGGGAGGAGCUGGAGUCAAUACAGCAGCACCUAGAGAGUCUCAGCUCAGCCCAGAAUCCAUUUAAGAACAGCUUUAACACCAGCCAAGGCUUCACUUUAGCCGACGUCAUGAGGAAUCCAAAUCACUUCCGGCAGUUCCUCACCCGAAAUCUCUCAGUGUCCAACGACUCGGCCAACCUGCUUCUCUCAUCUCCCAUCAACCUCAAAGAGGAGCAGCUGCUGGGAGGCUGGAGGAAUCUGGAAGGGGGUUUGCUGCAAAAAGCCCUCGGAGACCCGACUAAAGCAGCUGAUCAUCACACUGUUCUUCAGCUGCUCUACCAGGUCUUGGGCAUGGCUGAAGGAGGGGAGGCAAACAAAUUUGGUCCACAGGGACUGCAGAAGAUGGAGGAAAUUUUGCUGACCAGUGAAGAGCUGGAGGCAAUAACAUGUGGGGAGGGCAGGGACAGUGAGCUUAGCACAAUAUUAUCUGUUCCUGAAAAGCAACAGUCACUGUUAAGAACUUAUCAGCUGACUGUGUGUGAAGGAAAGGAGAGGCAGAAGGCGGAGCGGUUUGCAAAGAUCAGUCAGGAACUGAAGGAUCAGAUUGACCCCCAGAAAAUCAUUGAGAAGUUAAAGUUGGAACAGACUAAUGCUUCAACAGUGCCAUUCCAAUCCCACCUUGGUGCCCUGCUGAAGGACCUAGCCGAGGUAGAGAAGCUGUUCAAAGAUGUGGAUCUUCUCUCAGGCCUGGCCAGGUUGCUGCCCAAAGGUGCAUGUGCUGGGCACCAGAUCUCAUUUUCUGCUAACAAUGCCACUUGGAACUCUAACACCACCACCUCAAAUACCAACAUAACUGAGAACUCAGCUGAGGGGAAGGACUCUCAGGCAGACAAUCCUCACUCUCAGUUCUCUGCAUUUGUGCAGUUAUGGGCUGGCCUGCAGCCCAUUCUGUGUGGAAAUAACAGGAUUAUUGAGCCAGAAGCUUUGAAGCAAGGUAACAUGAGCUCGCUCGGUUUUACCAACAAAGAGCAAAGGAAUUUAGGACUUCUCGUCCACCUUAUGACUACAAAUCCCAAGAUCCUUUAUUCUCCAAUUGGCUCAGAGGUGGAUAAGGUCAUUCAGAAGGCCAAUGAGACUUUCGCCUUCGUUGGCAACGUGACUCAUUAUGCUAAAGUGUGGCUCAACAUUUCAGCUGAGCUUAGACCUUUUCUGGAAGAGGGCAAACUGCACAAUGGCCUGGCAUGGCUGCAACAGUUGACUUCUGACCUGCGGAGGCAACCAGAGCUGCUAAAUGCCUCGGACAGUGAACUGUUAGAAAGUCUGAUGCAGGAGAAUUUCACCCUGCCGAACGUCAGCACGCUGCUGGAGCAGCUCGACACCAUCGACAAUGCCGCCUGCGGCUGGAUCCAGUUCAUGUCAAAGGUGAGUGUGGAUGUAUUCAAAGGCUUCCCGGAUGAGGAGAGCAUCGUAAACUACACUCUGAACCAGGCCUACCAUGAUAAUGUCUCCGUAUUUGCCAGUGUUAUUUUCCAGACCAAUAAGGACGGCUCCCUGCCUCCUCAUGUACAGUAUAAAAUCAGGCAGAACUCCAGCUUCACGGAGAAAACUAAUGAGAUCCGACGUGCUUACUGGCGCCCGGGACCCAACACUGGCGGCAAGUUCUACUUCCUCUACGGCUUUGUGUGGAUCCAAGAUAUGAUGGAGAGAGCCAUCAUUAACACGUUUGUUGAACACGAUGUUGUGGAGCCUGGAAAUUACGUGCAGAUGUUCCCCUACCCCUGCUACACCAGAGACGAUUUCCUGUUUGUGAUCGAACAUAUGAUGCCUCUGUGUAUGGUGAUCUCCUGGGUUUAUUCAGUGGCUAUGAUGAUCCAACACAUAGUAGCUGAGAAGGAGCAUCGUCUCAAAGAGGUGAUGAAGAUGAUGGGCUUAAAUAAUGCUGUGCACUGGGUGGCCUGGUUCAUUACUGGUUUUGUGCAACUCUCCAUAUCAGUGACAGCACUGACGGCUAUAUUAAAGUACGGCCGAGUGCUUCUCCACAGCGACCCCUUCAUCAUCUGGCUUUUCCUGACUAUAUACGCCAUUGCUACCAUCAUGUUCUGUUUUUUAGUGUCGGUAAUCUACUCCAAAGCCAAACUGGCUUCAGCUUGUGGUGGGAUUAUCUAUUUCUUGAGUUACGUUCCCUACAUGUAUGUGGCCAUCAGAGAAGAGGUGGCCCAUGAUAAGAUCACAGCCUUCGAAAAGUGUAUUGCGUCUCUGAUGUCCACCACUGCUUUUGGCCUCGGCUCAAAGUACUUUGCCUUGUACGAGGUGGCCGGCGUGGGCAUCCAGUGGCGCACCAUCAACCAGUCACCAGUAGAGGGCGAUGAUUUUAACCUCCUGUUGUCAAUCGUCAUGCUCAUCAUCGACGCCACUGUGUACGGCGUGCUCACUUGGUACAUAGAGGCUGUGCAUCCAGGAAUGUAUGGGCUACCCCGCCCUUGGUACUUCCCUCUGCAGAAGUCCUAUUGGCUUGGCAGUGGACGGAUCGAGACUUGGGAGUGGCCGUGGGGUGGCAGUGCCAGGCUGAGUGUCAUGGAGGAGGAUCAGGCCUGUGCCAUGGAGCACAGACGCUCAGAGGAAACUCGUGGAAUCGAAGAGGAACCCAGCCACCUACCUCUGGUGGUAUGCAUCGACAAGCUCACCAAAGUCUAUAAGACAGGCAGCAAGCUGGCUCUCAACAAGCUGAGCUUAAACCUGCACGAAAAUCAGGUUGUCUCUUUCCUGGGACACAAUGGAGCUGGCAAGACCACCACUAUGUCGAUCCUUACGGGGCUGUUCCCCCCGACUUCGGGCUCAGCUACCAUAUACGGCCACGACAUCCGCACCGAGAUGGAGCGCAUCCGGCAAAACCUGGGCAUGUGCCCACAGCACAACGUCCUCUUUGACAAGCUGACUGUUGAGGAGCACCUGUGGUUUUACUCACGUCUGAAGGGCAUGGCUGAAGAGGACAUCCGAAAAGAGAUGGAUAAAAUGAUUGAAGAUCUGGAAUUGUCUAAUAAACGACACUGCCUGGUGCAGACCCUUUCCGGGGGCAUGAAGAGGAAGCUGUCGGUGGCUAUAGCCUUUGUGGGCGGUUCUCGUGCUGUAAUUCUGGACGAGCCGACAGCUGGAGUGGACCCGUAUGCCCGCCGUGCCAUAUGGGACCUCAUCCUGAAAUACAAACAAGGAAGGACCAUCCUUCUCUCUACACACCACAUGGACGAGGCUGACCUUCUAGGCGAUCGCAUCGCCAUCAUCUCCCACGGGAAGCUCAAGUGCUGUGGCUCACCCCUUUUCCUCAAGAGCACCUACGGAGACGGAUAUAAGCUGACACUCGUGAAGAAGCAAAGCGACUCCAAUCCUGCAGAUCAGUCGAGUAUGCCCCUGUCCUCAUCCCUGUCCCCGUGCUCUCAGACCAAUGUCACUCAGUUUAUCCGACAGUAUGUAGCCUCCUGCCUGCUGAUGUCUGACUCCAACACUGAGCUUUCCUACAUUCUGCCAUCUGAGGCUGUCAGGAAGGGCUGCUUCGAGAGGCUGUUUCAGGCUUUGGAGCAGAGUUUGGACAGUCUGGCUCUCACCAGCUUUGGCGUGAUGGACACCACGCUGGAGGAGGUCUUUCUGAAAGUGUCAGAGGAAGACCUGUCACUUGAGAACAGUGAUGCAGAUAUGAAGAGCUCUCCAGGUGUGGCAUCAGUGGGGAAGUCUUCCUCCCUUUUGUCUGCACAGCAGUGUGAUGGAGCUCCACUUGGUGCCGUGACCCGGCCUGAAGUGGAGAUGAGUAAUAUAGUGAUGAGCUCCAGGCUGAGCUCCAGUCAGGCAUCGCUGCACUCAAAUUCCUCUGUGGGCUCAGUGAGAGGUGAUGAAGGUGGACCGUAUUCUGACUUCUAUGGUGACUACUACCCACUGUUUAAUAACCCCCAGGACCUGGACACAGCUAGUCUCAGAGACGAUGAGGAGCCAAGCUCCCCAGAGUCGCACGUGCUGGAGGGCCAGGGCAGCUUUAAGCUGGAGGGCUGGUGGCUGCGACUUCGCCAAUUCCACGGCCUUAUUGUCAAGAGGUUCCACUGUGCCAAGAGGAACACCAAGGUCCUGUUUUCGCAGAUCCUACUCCCUGCCUUCUUUGUUUGUGUGGCAAUGACUGUUGCUCUCUCCGUGCCUGAGAUAGGUGAUCUGCCUCCCCUCAUUCUGUCACCGUCUCAGUAUCAUAACUACACCCAGCCCAGAGGGAACUUCAUCCCCUUUGCCAAUGAGGACCGAUUGCAGUACAGGAGCAAGCUGUCCCCAGAUGCCAGCCCUCAAAAAAUCAUCAAUAGCCUGCAUUUGCCAUCAGGUGUGGGUGCAACCUGUGUGCUCAAAACCCCCUUUAAUAGUACACUGGACCAGCUGGCGCAAAGCCUCAAUCCUUACGCUAACAAUGCCAAAACACUGGCUGCACGCUACUUCGACCCAAUGUGCCUGGACUCGUUUACCCAGGGGGUGCCUCUGUCUAAUUUCGUCCCACCUCCACCUUCGCCUGCACCCUCUGAUUACCCAGAAUCACACUUUGAUGAUGCUUUGUGGAACUACACAGCAGCUCCUCCCACCACUGCCCAUGAGAUGGUGACGUCUCCUCCUCCACUGCCACUGUCUAUUCGAGAACCGGUGCGCUGCAUCUGCUCCAUGCAGGGAACAGGCUUUUCGUGCCCUAGCGGCGUUGGGGGACGCCCACCCCUGACGAAAGUAGUCACGGGAGAUAUUCUGGUGGACAUCACAGGCCGCAAUGUGUCUGAAUACCUUCUCUACACGUCUGACCGCAUGAGACUGCACAGGUAUGGAGGUAUCACUGUUGGAAACAUCCAGAAAUCAGUUCCAGCAUCCUUUGGAAGAAAGAUGUCGCUUAUGGCACGCAAGAUAGCAGUGCGGCGGUCGGCUCAGGUGCUGUACAACAAUAAAGGCUACCACAGCAUGCCCACAUACCUGAACGUGCUGAACAACGCCAUUCUGCGUGCUAACCUGCCCCUUAGCAAGGGCAACCCUGCCGCUUAUGGUAUCACAUUGACUAAUCACCCCAUGAACAGGACCAGUGCGAGUCUUUCUCUGGAUUACCUACUCCAGGGCACCGAUGUGGUCAUUGCCAUCUUCAUUAUCGUGGCCAUGUCCUUUGUCCCAGCCAGCUUUGUGGUCUUUCUGGUUGCUGAGAAGUCUACCAAGGCUAAACACCUGCAGUUUGUGAGCGGCUGUGACCCGGUUAUCUACUGGCUGGCCAACUACAUUUGGGACAUGCUGAAUUACCUGGUUCCGGCUACAUGCUGCGUUCUGAUUUUGUUUGUGUUUGACCUGCCUGCGUACACUUCCCCUAAAAAUUUCCCAGCAGUGGUUGCACUCUUCCUGCUCUAUGGCUGGUCCAUAACCCCCAUCAUGUAUCCAGCCUCUUUUUGGUUUGAGGUUCCGAGCACAGCGUAUGUUUUCCUGAUCGUUAUAAACCUCUUCAUUGGAAUCACCGCCACAGUGGCCACUUUCCUCCUGCAGCUGUUUGAACAUGACAAGGACCUGAAGUUAGUGAACAGCUAUCUGAAGUCAUGCUUCCUUAUUUUUCCUAACUAUAACCUGGGUCAUGGGCUGAUGGAAAUGGCCUACAAUGAAUACAUUAACGAGUAUUAUGCAAAGAUAGGUCAGUUUGAUAAGGUGAAGUCUCCAUUUGAGUGGGAUAUUGUGACACGUGGACUGGUGGCCAUGACCAUUGAAGGGUUUGUCGGCUUUCUUAUCACCAUCCUGUGCCAGUACAAUUUCCUGCGUAAACCUCAGAGAUUGCCUGUAAACAGUCAGCCAAUCGAAGACGAUGAUGUCGAUGUGGCACGUGAAAGGCGAAGAGUGCUCCGAGGAGACGCUGUAAAUGAUAUGCUAAAGAUCGAAAAUCUGACAAAGGUGUACAAGUCGCGGAAGAUGGGCCGCAUCUUGGCGGUGGACCGCUUGUGUCUGGGCGUCCGUCCUGGAGAGUGUUUCGGGCUGUUGGGGGUGAAUGGCGCAGGAAAAACGACCACUUUCAAAAUGUUGACAGGAGACGAAAGCACAACAGGAGGAGAGGCAUUCAUCGAAGGGAACAGCGUACUGAAGGAUCUUUUGCGUGUACAGCAGUGUAUCGGUUACUGUCCUCAAUUUGAUGCUCUGUUCGAGGACCUGACAGCACGAGAGCACCUGGAGCUAUACACACGCCUCCGAGGAAUACCGUGGAAGGACGAAGAGCGGGUGGUGCAAUGGGCCUUGGAGAAGCUCCAGCUCUCGAAGUAUGCAGACAAACCAGCUGGGACGUACAGCGGAGGAAACAAACGCAAGCUGUCCACAGCCAUCGCUCUCAUCGGAUACCCUUCCCUGAUUUUCCUGGAUGAACCCACUACCGGCAUGGACCCGAAAGCUCGCCGCUUUCUCUGGAACCUUAUUCUCGACAUCAUCAAGACGGGACGAUCGGUGGUGCUGACAUCACACAGUAUGGAGGAGUGUGAGGCGUUGUGCACUCGCCUGGGGAUCAUGGUCAAUGGAAGGUUCAAGUGUCUGGGCAGCAUUCAGCAUCUUAAGAACAGGUUUGGGGACGGUUACAUGAUCACAGUGCGCACCAAGACGACUGCUAGUGUGAAGGAAGUGAUCCGCUUCUUUAACAGGAACUUCCCAGAGGCCAUCUUAAAGGAGAGACACCACACUAAGAUCCAGUACCAGCUGAAGUCGGAGAAUAUCUCUCUGGCUCAGGUGUUCAGUAAGAUGGAGCAGGUGGUGGAAGUGCUGAGUAUCGAGGAUUACUCUGUCAGCCAGACCACCCUGGAUAACGUUUUUGUGAACUUUGCCAAAAAGCAAAGUGACAACCUGGAGCAGCAGGAGAGCUCGCCGAAGAAAAGCAGUCAGUCGCCACUGCAGCGUCUGCUGAGAAUCCUGCUGCCCCGAACGCCCAACACUGAGCUGAACGCACUGGUCAGUGAUGAGCCUGAGGAACUAGAGAGCGAUGACGAUGAAGGACUCAUCAGCUUUGAAGAAGAGAGGGUGAGACCAAGGGGUGCAGUUAUCCUUUAACACAGACACUCUUUGCUGAAACUACAACCACCUUCUAGGAAACGUCUAAAAAAAACCAACUUCAAGUAAAGACUCUAUCUGUCUGACCAUGGGAACACGUUUUCCUAAGAUAUUUUCUCCGUGGGUCCACGUGUCUGGCCUUAAGAAGAGAUGUGCCGUAUUGCUCGUGUGCGCCGUGCCAGCAGUGCCAGCGUACCGGCUUCACUGAACACCACAGGCUUCCUCAUCCGAGCCUCAGACGCCGUGCUGCUGUAGACUGCUUCUGCAUUUCGGUUAUGGUGAAUAUUCCUCUUUUAGGAUGGGAUCACAAACACGGAUACACACGGUCCGAUUGUUUUUAGCACCGAAUUAAAAGGACUAAAAAAAAAAAAUACAAACAAAAAAAGGUUCAUGCUGUUCCAAACUAGCGCUAUACAGCUGUUGAUGUCAUGAAAUAACAUAUCAUCCCUGUUUAAUGACCUACAGAAAUGUGUUCAGGGUUCUAGCUUUGUAUUGUGUUAUUUUUAUGACUAAGUUGUUUCUCAGCGUAAAAACUUUGAUUUCUUUUUUCUUUUUUUUUUUGUAAAAUCUGAUCUAACCUUUUGUUAAUUAUGUUGAACCUGCCUUGAGAGCAUGCUAUAUAGUCAAGAAUGUGGUACGUCCUAUAUUUUAUUGAUUGAAUUGUUUUUUUAAGGCAUAUUUGAGGAGGUAGAAGUCGACGUACAAAUAAACACGCACCUUUUGACGGAAGACGUUUAAUGGAAAGGUGGUUUGAGAUGAUCAGAUCGGUCCGAUCAGCCCUGAACCAUGAAUGAAGCUGUGGAAUGUUUACUGAAUGUAAAUGGCAUGAAAAUAUGUUUUUGCACAGAUCGGUGCCUCUGUAAAGUGUCCUGAAAUUCCUUAUUUUAUCUAAAGAACGAUGCACUUUGUAAAUUUGCAUUCGAAUGUCCAUUGUGUAGCAGGCUAUGACAGUCCAGUUGCGUUAUUCUUCCUUUGUAUAGGUGAUGUGUACUUUAGAAAGACUAAACAAAUUAUUCGUUUUGCGUUCACUGUGAAGCCAAAGGUGAACUUCUGAUUCACUCAUUAAAAGCUGAUAGAUUUCAUUUUUUUUUUUGCAUUUGUAAACAAAUGACCUGGAUGUAUUUAUUUUUCAGCCCCAUAAUUCAUUUUGUGCUCUAUUGUCUGCUUUAGACAUGGAAAAGCAGCACCUGUGUGCUGAGUGGAGAGAAUUAGAGUGGGAAAGAAAUAGAUAUACAUAAAUAUACAUAAGGAUGAGCAUCUUUGUGUCUAAUUUUUCAUAGGAUCUGACCAAAGGGAAAAACAAAUCGCAACAUAUUUUUCGAUGUAUGAACUGAAUGUGAGUAAAUUGCAUCUUUGCUACUGUU
This is a messenger RNA of Silurus meridionalis, 9102 nucleotides long. It is a transcript of the gene abca2, whose product is annotated as ATP-binding cassette, sub-family A (ABC1), member 2. The transcript is spliced from 49 exons. Gene Ontology annotation, cellular component: membrane; intracellular membrane-bounded organelle. Gene Ontology annotation, biological process: transmembrane transport; lipid transport. Bases 350 to 7738 code for a protein of 2462 amino acids. Gene Ontology annotation, molecular function: ATP binding; ATP hydrolysis activity; ABC-type transporter activity. The record is from RefSeq and is a predicted model, not a curated record. NCBI's taxonomy places the organism in Eukaryota, Metazoa, Chordata, Actinopteri, Siluriformes, Siluridae.